Saccostrea echinata is the source of this 1507-nucleotide messenger RNA. Its product is annotated as carbonic anhydrase-like. Gene Ontology annotation, molecular function: zinc ion binding; carbonate dehydratase activity. Lineage: Eukaryota; Metazoa; Mollusca; Bivalvia; Ostreida; Ostreidae. The transcript has 8 exons. Bases 128 to 1078 code for a protein of 316 amino acids. The record is from RefSeq and is a predicted model, not a curated record. Gene Ontology annotation, cellular component: cytoplasm.
CAACUGCAGACAUUGUCAACACGAGGAAUCGGAAUAUAAUAUUCAUUUCGUCUUUAGGGUAAUAGAGUGAUUGUAAAUACUCAUAUUUUUUAUUCGAUAGUUUUUAUUUGAUCCUGUGAACGUCAUCAUGAGAAAAGUCGUGACACACCUUUCCACGGCAGUUCGAAAAUUUCCAUUGCAACAUCAAUGCCAUUUUAACAAGUUGAAGAGGAGUAUAUUGGAAACAAAUCAGUGCAUUAUAGUAUUUUCUCACUGUUUACAUGAUAAUAAAAACCAGAGGCCACCUUGGAACUAUGAUAAACUGACAAACUGGGGCUAUGGUGAUAAAGAUGGUCCAGACACUUGGCAUCAGCACUUUCCAGACGGAGCAGGGUAUCAGCAAUCUCCAAUCGACAUAGUUACCAGCAAAGCUCAGUUUGAUCCCAGUUUGGCUAACACCCCUCUAAAAUUUAAGUAUGGAGUUUGUCACAGAGCAACAGUAGAUAACACAGGGAGAUCACUCAAGAUUAACAUCAACCAACCUUCAGAGUUGACAGGUGGCCCAUUGCGAGAUACAUUUCAUUUUGAGCAAUUCCAUCUUCACUGGGGCUCAACUAAUGACAAGGGAUCAGAACAUACAAUAGAUGGCAAGUGUUUUGCGGCUGAGUGGCAUUUUGUUCACUGGAACUUGAAGUAUGGGAAUUUCCUAGAGGCAGCCUAUCAACCUGAUGGUCUAGCUGUUGUUACUUACAUGGUGAAUGUUGGUGCUGAGCACAAAGAAUUCAAAAAGCUUACAGAUGUCUGUCCCAAAAUAGAAGAAGCAUAUACAUCCGUAAAACUCGCUCAACCAUUUGAUCCUCUUAAGAUGUUAAAAAAUGAUGUUUCCCAGUACUGGACCUACCACGGUUCUCUUACCACACCACCAUUACUGGAGACUGUCACAUGGAUCAUAUUUAGGAAUCACAUGGAAAUUUCCCAGGAACAGAUGGAUAUUCUGAGAAAACUGAAAUUUCCUGAGGGUCAGUGUAUGGUAGAUAACUGCAGACCCCCUGGACCAAUCCACCAAAGAACAGUCAGAGCAUCAUUCUCAGAAUCGUAGACUCUUUUCAAAGACGUCACCAACAGCUACAAAAUACUGCCUAUAAUACAUAGCACAAAUCUACCUCAUAAAAUUCAGUUAUACUGAAUUUGUGGGGCAAGUCAAUGUACGGCGUGUUAUGGAAAUUGAUUUCUGUAUUACAGAGCUGGAUUUAUAGAACUGUAAACCACUAAUUCCAACACUAUACUCAUCUGACGAUGUAUGGCUUCAUUUUGAGUUUAAUAAGUUGAAUUGCAGUGCAAUGCAGUUGUUCUAUUGAUUUUUCUAUGAAAGUUUUUUUUUCUUAAAAAUGCCAAUAGUAACAAAUUUGUAUCUUGUAAAUCGUGGAGUGUGUGAGACUUUCUUCUUUGCAGUUUCUGAUGUUGACUCUUCUAUGCUCUCAGACUAUGACAUUUUUGUCUCUUUAUUAAUAAAAAUAUACAUUUGAAA